Molecule: messenger RNA, 735 nt
Organism: Desarmillaria tabescens
Lineage: Eukaryota; Fungi; Basidiomycota; Agaricomycetes; Agaricales; Physalacriaceae
Exons: 3
Coding region: 1-735 (244 amino acids)
Biological process (GO): transcription elongation by RNA polymerase II; regulation of transcription by RNA polymerase II; regulation of DNA-templated transcription elongation
Cellular component (GO): DSIF complex
Molecular function (GO): mRNA binding
Source: RefSeq, a predicted model, not a curated record
AUGGAACAUGCAUUCCUUGACCUUGAAGCUAUAGUCAAUGAUGAAGACCAGGAAGAUGAUGAAAGUGACGAGGACAUAGAAGACUUUAUCGAUGAUUCCGAUUUGCCUGACGAAACGCCGACCACUGCUAAACCUGCACACGAAGGAGGUGGAGAUGAAUUUGACGCGAUGAUGGAGGAUAUUGCGAAUCGCUGGAUAUCAACUGGAUCCAAGGCGCAAAAAACUGACGAGUGCCGAUCAAACGUAGACUAUCGGUUGGGGAGCAACCCCAGUAAUAUUUGUCGAUUUGAAAAGCAGGAUUAUCUGUUAUGGAGGGUACGAUGUGAGCGUUUUCGAGAAUACGAGGCUAUACAACAUAUAAUGUCCAACACGAAAGGACAUGAUAUAUGCUCUGCUUUCUACCGCAAUAAUCGACAUGGAUGGAUAUAUAUGGAAGCGCCUUACAAUGAAGUUGUAAAAAAAUUCCUUCUCAUGACACCCGGAGUACGGAAGAUGGGUUACGCUCCGCCAUGGUAUAUCAGAGUCGAGUCGAUAGAUAUUGCGGAAUGGGGAACUAUCCUCUGUGAAGAUGACGAGCAGCAUCUUCAAGCUGGCUCAUGGGUCCGCAUUAAACGUGGACUGUAUCGAGACGACAUUGGUGUUAUAUAUGAGACUACACCGGGAAAUGUUAUAGUAUUGCUCAUUCCUCGGUUGAGCCUCGAACCGCCUAUCAUCCAAGGAAAACGCCAAUACUGA